Molecule: messenger RNA, 408 nt
Organism: Penicillium paradoxum
Lineage: Eukaryota; Fungi; Ascomycota; Eurotiomycetes; Eurotiales; Aspergillaceae
Gene: acpA
Product: acyl carrier protein
Exons: 6
Coding region: 1-408 (135 amino acids)
Biological process (GO): fatty acid biosynthetic process
Cellular component (GO): mitochondrion
Molecular function (GO): acyl binding; acyl carrier activity
Source: RefSeq, a predicted model, not a curated record
AUGUUCCGCUCCGCCAUUGUCCGCUCCUUGAAGGCCUCCGCGCCCCGUGUCGUCAAGACCCCGGCUCCCUUCCACAUCCGCAGCUCCCCCAUUGCUGUCCCUCAAUUCACUCCCUGCUUCGCUCAGGGUGUCCGCCUCUACUCCGCCCCUGCUGGUCUCAGCAAGUCCGAGGCUGAGGGCCGCAUAGUCAACCUGCUCAAGAACUUCGACAAGGUCUCCGAUGCCAGCAAGAUUAACGGCGUUUCCCACUUCACCAACGACCUCGGUCUUGACAGCUUGGACACCGUCGAGGUUGUGAUGGCUAUUGAGGAGGAGUUCAGCAUUGAGAUCCCCGACAAGGAGGCUGACCAGAUCCACAGCGUCGAGAAGGCUGUUGAGUACAUCCUGGCCCAGCCCGAUGCCCACUAA